Messenger RNA from Eublepharis macularius, 5982 nucleotides. RefSeq names its product caspase recruitment domain family member 11 (gene CARD11). The record is from RefSeq and is a predicted model, not a curated record. Gene Ontology annotation, molecular function: protein binding. Bases 171 to 3638 code for a protein of 1155 amino acids. Gene Ontology annotation, biological process: positive regulation of canonical NF-kappaB signal transduction; regulation of apoptotic process. NCBI's taxonomy places the organism in Eukaryota, Metazoa, Chordata, Lepidosauria, Squamata, Eublepharidae. The transcript has 24 exons.
CCUUCCUGUCGCCGCCUCGCCUCGCGUGUCGGCCCCGCGGGCGACUGGCGCUCGGCUUCGGGGGCGCCCCGGCGGCAGGGGCAGGGGCGGGAGAUGCCCGGGCCGGCGGGCGGCCCUGCAAGCGGGCGCGAGUGAGGGGCGCGGGAGCCCCGAAGGGGGGCAAGUUAGAGAUGGACGAGUGUAUGGAGACCCUCAAGGACGAAGAGGAUGCCCUGUGGGAGAAUGUGGAAUGCAAUCGGCACAUGUUGACUCGGUACAUCAACCCAGCCAAGCUGACCCCAUAUCUGCGUCAAUGUAAGGUCAUCGAUGAACAAGAUGAAGACGAAGUGCUCAACUCUCCUAUGCUGCUAUCCAAAAUUAACCGAGCAGGCCGGCUAUUGGACAUUCUUCAUACGAAAGGAGAAAGGGGCUACGUGGUUUUCUUAGAAAGCUUGGAAUUCUACUACCCUGACCUUUACAAACUGGUGACAGGGAAGGAGCCGACACGACGGUUUUCCACUAUUGUUGUAGAGGAAGGCCAUGAAGGCCUUACCCAUUUCUUGAUGAAUGAGAUCAUUAAGCUGCAACAGCAAGUCAAGACCAAGGAUGCCCAGCGGUGUGAACUCUUAGCCAAAUCCCGCCAGAUGGAGGAUGAGACGAAGCAGAUGAAACUCAACAAAAUAGAGCUGCUGACCUUCCAGGAGAGGUACAACAAAAUGAAAGAAGAGCGGAACAACUACAACGACGAGCUGGUCAAAGUUAAGGAUGAGAACUACAACCUGGCAAUGAGGUAUGCCCAGCUGAGCGAAGAAAAGAAUAUGGCCGUGAUGAGAAGCCGAGACCUUCAACUAGAGAUUGACCAGCUCAAACACUGGUUGAAUAAAGUGGAGGAGGAAUGCAAGCUGGAGAGAAACCAAUCUCUGAAGCUCAAGAACGACAUUGAGAACCGGCCCAAAAAAGAACAAGUUCUGGAACUGGAGCGGGAGAACGAGAUGCUGAAGACGAAGAUUCAGGAGUUGCAAUCCAUCAUUCAGGCUGGGAAACCUGGUUUGCCAGAUUCAGAUAAAGCCAUUUUGGAUAUCCUGGAGCAUGACCGCAAAGAGGCACUAGAGGAUCGCCAGGAGUUGGUCAAUAGGAUCUUCAGCCUCCAGGAAGAGAUCCGCCAUGCAGAAGUCCUCCGAGAUAAGUACCUUGAAGAGAAGCAAGAACUGGAGUUAAAAUGCUCAACUCUGGGGAAAGACUGUGAAAUGUACAAGCAUCGAAUGACAACGGUGAUGAUUCAACUGGAUGAAGUGGAGAAGGAAAGAGACCAGGCGUUCCGUUCUCGUGAUGAGGCACAAACACAGUACUCACAAUGCUUGAUUGAGAAGGACAAGUACCGGAAGCAGAUCCGGGAACUGGAGGAAAAGAAUGAUGAACUGCGGAUUGAGGUGGUUCGGAAAGAGGCCUGCAUCAUUAACUUAGAAAGCAAAGUCCGACGUCUCUCUAAGGACAGCUGCUAUGACCAGAGCUUACCAAGGAAUUUGCCCCUCACCAUAAUUUCUCAGACUCUAGAAAUACCCAGCCCAAAAAUAAAUGGCCAGGAAGCUGACGACUCCUCGACCUCUGAGGAGUCUCCUGAAGACAGCAAAUUCUUCAUCGUAGAUCAGCCUCGAUUCAGAAGGCGGAUGAACCUGAAGGGUAUCCAGCUGCCACGAAUGAAAUCCCCUGUGGGUACCAGCAAGGCACCAGAUUUUCAAGCAGUUCGAGGAUACGAAGAGGACAGGGGCGAAGCCAGUAGCAGCCACACAGACACCAGUUCCUCUAAUCCCAUUUCCAUCAGUAACUCGGCAGGCAGUUGUGAAGUUGGCAAAAUCCAAACCCUUCGAAAUCGCAACCCCAGCAUUAUGUCUACAACCCCAGAGCCACCAGGGAAUGAUUCCAUCGUUCGCCGAUACAAAGAAGACGCUCCCCCUAGCAGCCUGACCGAAGAAGACAACGAUAGUUUUGUCUAUGAGGCAUCAGAGCUGGAAGAUGACUUCCAUGACAGGCAUUCGUAUGGACCCGCCUCACUGCCUUCUUCCACGUCUUCUCACCAAUCAGAGGGCCUGGACCUUGAGCAAGUCAACUCCAUUUUCAGGAAGUUCUCCCUGGAGAGGCCUUUCCGCCCCUCAGUGACAUCUGUCGGGCGCCUCCGGAACUCGUGCCACACCGUCCAGUGCAUCAUUCUGAAUGGAGACAGCCUGAGUUCUGAGAUCUCUGUGCUGGGGGGCAACAGCAAAGGCAGCUUCGUCAAUUCUGUCAAAGUGGGAUCCGCAGCAGAGAAAGCAGGUCUCCGGGAGGGGCACCAACUGCUUCUGAUGGAAGGCUGCAUCAAAGGAGAAAACCUGAGCUGUCCCUUAGAUACCUGUACAAAGGAAGAGCUUCACUGGAUAAUUCAGAGAUGUAGUGGACCUGUUACGUUGCACUGUAAAUUGAAUCAUGAAGGCCACAGGAAGCUGUUGUCUGAGAUGGAAGAAGGCCUGAUCACAUCUGGGGACUCCUUCUACAUCCGCCUGAACCUUGGCAUCUCCAGCCAGAUGGACUGCUGCUCCCUCUCGGUGAAAUGCGACGAGAUCCUGCACGUCCUUGACACCAUGCACCAGGGCAAGUGCGAGUGGCUUUGUGCCAGAGUGGACCCCUUCACUGACAGAGACCUGGAGACGGGGACCAUCCCCAAUUUCAGCAGAGCUCAACAGCUCCUUUUAGUAAAGCUGCAGAGGCUCAUGAACAGAGGAAGCCGAGAUGAGACAGACAGUUCAUACGGGACAAUGAGAGCUCCUCGGAAUACACUGCAGCCAGAAGAGCACACACCACCAAGUGACCCCAAAGCUAGCCCUCGCCUUUCGCGAGCCAGUUUCCUAUUGGGUCAGAUCUUACAGUUUGUCAGCAGGUCUGAUAACAAGUUCAAACGCAUGAACAGCAACGAACGAGUCCGCAUCGUCACGUCAAAGGACACCCGGGCCAGGCCAGAGGCACAGUCGGUGACGAAAGCGCUGCUUGACAGAUUUGAAGAGUUUGACUCAGUGAGUGAAAUCAACCGGAGCUUAAGCCUGAUCCCUUAUAGUUCUGUGAGGCCCACCCACUGCGACAACAGGCGUCCUGUCCUUUUCGCUCCUACAGUGCUCUCGAAGACCUUGAUCCAAAAGUUUCUCAACUCUGGUGGGGCCUUGGAAUUCAAUUUGUGCAAGCCAGAGAUCAUAACCAAGGAAGAAUUCUUGAGGAGAAAUGAAUCCGAAAUGAUAAUCUACUCCAGAGAAAGAAAUCCACACACCUAUGAGUGUAUUUUUCCUGCAAACAUCGAGGCUGUUGCUGCCAAGAACAAACAUUGUCUGCUUGAAGCUGGGAUCAGCUGCACAAAGGAUUUAAUCAAGGCUAAGAUCUACCCCAUUGUUCUCUUUAUUAGAGUCUCAGAAAAAAACAUCAAGAGGUUCAGGAAGCUGCUACCAAAGCCGGAGGUGGAGGAUGAGCUCCUACGGAUGUGCCGUCAGAAUGAAAAAGAACUGGAGGCCUUGCCCUGCCUUUACGCUCCUCUAGAGGUCGAUACGUGGAGCAGCAUAGAGGACCUCCUCCGGAUAAUCAAGGAGAAAGUUGGUGAAGAGCAGCGCAAAACCAUCUGGAUUGACGAGGAGCAGUUGUGAAAUGGGGAUCCAGCUUGCAAAAAACAGAUCUUCUGGUUGAACGGGUUCCAGAAGCUUGGAGAGACUCCCUGAGGUACAGCCUGCUACCACUGUUCCAUCUUUUCCCACCGGACGUCCUCAGAAACCAGCAGGAUGGUGCAUACCAGAGAAAAAUAAAAACUGCGUGUCUUCGGCAAAGGGCAUCCCCAGAUGCUACCUUGGCAUCAUCGGCUGGUGAGGAAGCAGGCUUUGCUCCUGCACCACAAGCACCCGUCCCUUCAGGACGGCAUCUGCUGAAGGCUGGUGAUCUCAAAGGGCAUCUUUGUCUAUGAACGUAAAAUCGGGAUAGGAGCUUAGACCCCACGGAGGAGACUGGAGAAGACUCACCCAUCCACCAACGGAGAGGUUGCUUGGACUUGGAAGCCAAGGACUCACACGCUUCAGACCAUGAAAGAAUGUAUGCCGUGACUGAGAUUCCACUUUGCCCAGUAGCAGAGCUGCUCUCAGAAUGUAUUUUCACUACACGUGCGUGUAAUUUUUGUACCAGUUUGGGUGAUGCACUUUCCUCCAGAGAAUCCUGAGAAUCGUAGUUUAGUGAAGUACGGAGUACUCUCUGUUUGAGAUGCCCCUCUCACAAAGCUACAAUUCACAGAGGGAGAGGGAAAUACUGUUAAACCAAGCUGUAUGGAACAUUCUGCAAUUUCAGUUUUGCAGACAGAAACUCACAAUUUCAGAAAGGUAGACAUUCCCCCCCCACCCCAAAAUAUUUAAGUGGUGCUUUCUUUCUCUUACCUGCUGCUAUGGCAUCUCCCCCUCCUUGCUUUAGUGACAUGGAUGGAUUCUACCCAAUUGAAUAUCAUGCAUUGGCGAUGUCACAACAGUGCCUAGCCAAUGGUUUCUGCCUAUGGGGUGACAUCACUGAGAGUCAUGUUACUGUAGUUUUUCCAAAGAUGUGCUGGAAAACCAUCAAAAAGGCAUUUCAGCACUGCUGAAAAUGUUCACAGGGGACAUGGACUCCCUUAGUGAGCAAUCCUAAGCAGGUCUACUCAGAAAUAAGUCUCAUUCAGUGGGGCUCAGCAAGAUGCCUUGAUAAAGGGACUGGGACUGUUGACUAUUCUACUGGGUACUGUCUGUUGAUGUAGAUAUAGUCCUACAUCUUGUUAUGCUUUGCUUUCAACAAUGUUUCAUCUCUCAGGUUUAUACUGGUUUUUUUCAAAUUUCUACAACCUGUACCCUGUUUGUUCAGUGAACGCCCUAGCUGUUGAUCUUACUGACUUGCACUGUGUAAUCUGCCUUGGGCCUCGGUUAGAAAGGCAGACUAUAAAUAAAUUUUAAAAAUAUAAAACUCCCAAAGAAGUGCUCUCAGAAUUGCAACCUAAGUCUGUGGUGUAGAUACAGCUAUAGGGUGGAAAUGCACAUUACUAAGUACCUAGGGGCGCCCAAGUGAACCUCAUUUCACAUGUCCCCCCUCCAACUUUCCAUAUACUCACCUGCAUAGUCACACUUCAGUUUGCUCUACAUGAGUACAUUCACACAGGUGAUAUCAGUUCCUCCUCAAUUGCUAAAAAUAUCCCAGUUUCCCCCACCUCCCACAUCAAUUCAUUGAAAUGCAGAUCUUGACACUUUCUCAAACCUUACAGAAAUGCAAAUUGGCAAGUCAAAGGCGCCUACAGUACUUGUUCUCACAGCGAAAACAGAGAUGAAUUAGCCCUCUGCCCUCUGGACAGAUGCAGUCACACACAGAGAGCUCCCAUGAAAGUGGCAUUGCAUGUGCACCAAGCAAGAACAGCCUGCACAUGAAUUGAGGACCACACAUAAAAUCCUGCACUUGAGCAUCCCCAGGUAACUCGCAACAUGUAUUUCCAUUCUUAGUCUUGGCAGACGAAGACUUACAGAACAAUCCACCAAGUGCCAAGGCCUCAUCCUUCAUCUAUACCUGCUAACCUCAAUGGGACCAGUGUAGAGCUAAAAUAAAUUGCAGUGGCACAGCCUGCAUCCUCAGCCAACACUGGUUGUGUGCUGUUUUAUACCUGGCCCUUUGAAGAAUGCAGAUUUCAAAGGCUUUAUAUCUGGCAGCGAGAGAAAAUUUGUCCACUUUAAAAUCUUAAAUCAAGCAAUCAGUUUUCCCCGCCUAUUCACAGCAAACUGCUUUAUCAUUUGGCAUUAUUUUCUUCCAUAAAAGCAUGUAUAAGCAUAUAUAAAAAUAAGAGUCUCUGUUUGUUUUUUUCUCUCCCCAAAACAAACAAAAAAUCCUCCCAGUUUUAUAGGUGAUUGUCUCGGCUAAGAGUGGAUGUGCACCAAGCAAGAACAGCCUGCACAGUGUUAAGGUGAAAGUGUUUUCAGAAAAGAUGGUACUUGAAAUGGG